AUGGUUUAUACUACUGUCCUCGCGGCCCUGUCUUUGCUGGCCUUGACGGCAGAUGCAGCGCCCCACACGGGAUCCUCCGUCAGUCAUCUGGCUAGACAUACUCUUCAGAACCGGGACGUGGAUCUGAAAGUCACCACCUGGAAGCCCACUGCCUUCACUCAGCCACGGACCCCUGCCAAGUCGCCGCAUGUUAUGAGCCUGAAGAAGCUCGCAACCAACCAUGCCAACACACGUAGUGCAGCUUAUCUCAAGGGCUUGACUGGCAGAUGGCUUGGCUAUGGAGAAGACCAGUUGAUAUCUCUAAUCGAAGGCCAGGAAUAUGCCACUUCCAUUAUGUUUGGUACCCAGUCCUUCGAUGUGAUUGUCGACACUGGAUCCAGUGAUACAUGGGUGGUCAAGGAGGGUUUCGAGUGUAUCAAUCUGGCCACAGGCAAGAAGACGACUGAGGCUGAGUGUAAGUUUGGUUCAACAUACUCAGUCGACUGGGGUUUCGAGAAGAUCCCUGGGGAGUUCUUUAAUAUUACGUACGGUGAUGGCGAGUAUCUGCACGGAUACAUGGGUACCGAGAUUAUAACCCUAGCCAACGUCAUGGUCGAGACGGAGGUUGCCGUUGUCACCGGGGCUGCUUGGGAGGGAGAUGGAACCACGUCUGGAUUGACCGGUCUGGCCUUCCCAGCCUUGACAAGCGCAUAUUCCUCGAAGACCGACAAGCAGAAGGAAUACAACCCUAUCUUCACCACCAUGUACGAAGAAGGCCUGGUCGAGCCAUACUUCAGCCUGGCUAUUCUUCGUGACACGUCCGGCGAGGCGGGCUAUCUGACCCUCGGUGGCUUGCCCCCUAUCGACUUCACCGAGACCUGGACUACAACCGAUAUCUUGAUCACUUCCAUCACGGGAUAUCCAGCCACCUAUGAUUUCUAUACCAUCAACAUCGACGGUGUCACCUUGAAUGGCGAGACUAUUUCUGGCGCGGGAGGUGACAUUCAGUACAUUAUCGACUCCGGUACAACCCUCAACUACUAUCCCACCUCCGUUGCCAAUGCGGUCAACGCCGCCUUUGACCCCCCGGCCGUCUACAACACCACUCAGGGAGCCUACGUUGUCGACUGCAAUGCCAAACCCCCGGCGCACGCCAUCACUAUCGCUGGCACCACCUUCACCAUCAAUCCGCUGGAUAUGAUCCUGAACGGUGGCACCGACGCAAAUGGCAAAACAUUCUGCAUCUCGGGUAUUGAUGAUGGCGGUAACGAUCCCUCUGCAGAUCUCUAUAUCCUUGGUGAUACAUUCCAGAAAAAUGUGGUGACGGUGUUUGAUGUCGGCGCUGCUCAGUUGAUGUUUGCGCCUCAUGAGGACUAUACUUCUAAUGAUACCUACUAG
This is a messenger RNA of Penicillium cinerascens, 1377 nucleotides long. RefSeq names its product pepsin-like aspartic protease. Gene Ontology annotation, biological process: proteolysis. NCBI's taxonomy places the organism in Eukaryota, Fungi, Ascomycota, Eurotiomycetes, Eurotiales, Aspergillaceae. The coding region runs from base 1 to 1377 and encodes 458 amino acids. Gene Ontology annotation, molecular function: aspartic-type endopeptidase activity. The transcript has 3 exons. The record is from RefSeq and is a predicted model, not a curated record. Gene Ontology annotation, cellular component: fungal-type vacuole.